Neurospora crassa OR74A is the source of this 802-nucleotide messenger RNA. RefSeq lists its product as hypothetical. Bases 144 to 470 code for a protein of 108 amino acids. The record is from RefSeq and is a predicted model, not a curated record. NCBI's taxonomy places the organism in Eukaryota, Fungi, Ascomycota, Sordariomycetes, Sordariales, Sordariaceae. The transcript has a single exon.
GCUAAUGUUUGCUCCGGUUAUAAUAUGUAGAGCCUGUAUCAUCGCUUUGUUAUCUAUCAGAUGCUCUUUCCUCUUCAAUCGCUUGUGGAAGCAAUGUCCCACUGGAAAAUGAUGACAGAGUACCUGCAAUUACCGUGUUGGUAAUGCAAAAGAGAGGAACUAACAGACAGCUUCAAGAUCAACAGCACCUAGCCCAACCCAAGUUGAAGUCCCCAAUGAUUUGUUCGUUAACGAAACGAAAGACAAUAAUCAUACAAACAUCAUCUUCGUCAGCACCAUGUCCGGCAACGCAGGGCAUCGCCUGCUUUACUUUCAUUAACAGCGACAGCCACAAGCUCUCCACCAAAAGCGCCCGCUUCACUACGAUGACAGUGAUGUCGUCGCUUAGUAUCAUCAUCACCUCCUUUGCCGUCAAAAUUGCCAUGAAGAGAUCACCGGGAGAAAUAAAGAAAAAGAAGAAAAACAGAUAAUGAGACCCUAGUCAACCAACACCGCCAGCCACUUUUUCGCUGAAUUGCUUAACGAUAUGUUUCAUUGGGAAACAUCCGAAAGAUAAGGUGAAGGACCUAGUGUAUAGCUAGGGGCCUAGUUGGUAGUCACUGGUGCUUGGUGGUCCGUUGUCGAGUGAGUUGCCGGGAGGAAGAGAAUUGGCAUGUUGUAAUGCCAAGUUGAAAGGUAUCUGCACAUUUCCUGUCUUGAAUUCGGCUUGGGAUCAUCAGUGAUUGCUUGAGACCUUACGAAGUCCAUACUAUAACGUCCCACGCACGAUCCUGAGAAACGAUAAUGGUGAUACGAGUUAACC